Prunus armeniaca (apricot) is the source of this 222-nucleotide messenger RNA. NCBI's taxonomy places the organism in Eukaryota, Viridiplantae, Streptophyta, Magnoliopsida, Rosales, Rosaceae. The record is from the annotation of a GenBank genome assembly.
AUGGCAUCGUCCUGGGAAAAGAGAAUAUACAGCAAAGAACUUGAAUUUGUGGGACGCUACGGUCUAAUUUAUUACCAGAAGAAGGUUGAGGGCGAUGCCUGUGCUCUUGUUGCCAUUGCUAAUGCUCUCUCGCUGAUGAACAAGUUGGGCUCUACUUCAAAAGCAAAAACCAUGAACGACCUCAGAACCCUAGUGGCUGCACAAUUGAGGAUGGAUGCUUAA